UUGUUUUUCGGCACUCAAAAUGGCUGUGUCGGUCGUUGCUGCCGAGCCAUGUCCAACCAAAGAGGCGAUUGCCGAAGGUAUGCUCGAUCUGUUGAGGCCAGCAAUUCAUCAAGUUGACAUACAUGUUCACUCGGUCAGAGAGAGCCAGGUGGAAUUACGAGUCCACAUAGACAAUUUGGCCACAGAGCUAUGCAGGAUUAAUGAACACCAAAAGGUGGCCAUAGAUCUUGACCCUUAUGUAAAGAAGCUCCUCAAUGCACGGCGCAGAGUUGUGCUUGUCAAUAACAUCCUGCAGAAUGCACAGGAGCGACUAAGAAGGCUCAACCACAAUGUGGCUAAGGAAACAGCAAGAAGAAAGACAAUGUUGGAGGCUUCUGGAGUAUUUCCAUCACACUCUCCCAGCAAACCAUGAACAUUUAACACUUGUCUGUCACACUUUUUUGUGUGAUAACUCAUUUUUCUAAGUCUCACUCUAUGAAAAUCUACAAUAACUGGAACUGAACAGUAAAUUAAGUGAAUGUAUUGUCUUAUUUACUGUCCUUUUGACUGCGUGACUGCUAACACUCAUUGUUUGUCUAUUACAGAUCCAAACUUGCCUACUUCUCCUCUGUCUUUUUCUUUAUUCACUAGGCACAGACAGAUUGUCAGGAUCGUGAGCGAGAAAAUGAGUAAAUAACUUCGCAUACAGUAAGAUGGAAUGAGGAUAAUAGAAGUUUACAUGGAAUCUAACGUACUGCUGAAUUAUUGGUUGUGUUCAAAAUGAGCCAGGUGAUUGCAGACCAGAACUCUUCGUCACUCCCAGGGCGUGCUGGGGAAGAGAGUGGACAGAGACCUAACUGGCCCGCAUGCCUGUCAUAGUUUGUCAAAGAUGAAGAAGUUUGAUUCAUACACAAAUGUUUUAAUCCCUGUAUUUACGGUUGCAAUUUUCUGGUAAAUAAGCAUGUACCUUUUUAGGCAGGUUCCCUUCAUUCAUCAGCUUAUGCAUUUAAGAUGUGGUGCAUGCGUGAAGACAUGUUGAUGUAAGAUGUCACUAUUAUGUUAUUAUUCACAAAUGUAUUCAAAUACGAAUCGCAGUGCACAAAACAUAAUAAUGAAUAAAUGAGAUAUUCAAAGUCUGGGGAUCAAUCUAUAUUUUACAAGGAACACCUAGAGCUGACAAAGAAAAUUAAAAAGGGGCAGAAAAUUGUACAUAU
Synchiropus splendidus (mandarinfish) is the source of this 1193-nucleotide messenger RNA. RefSeq names its product SNAP associated protein (gene snapin). Gene Ontology annotation, biological process: regulation of synaptic vesicle exocytosis; endosome to lysosome transport; lysosome organization. Gene Ontology annotation, cellular component: BORC complex; BLOC-1 complex; synaptic vesicle. The record is from RefSeq and is a predicted model, not a curated record. The transcript is spliced from 4 exons. Gene Ontology annotation, molecular function: SNARE binding. Lineage: Eukaryota; Metazoa; Chordata; Actinopteri; Syngnathiformes; Callionymidae. The coding region runs from base 20 to 412 and encodes 130 amino acids.